Helianthus annuus (common sunflower) is the source of this 959-nucleotide messenger RNA. RefSeq names its product probable cysteine protease RDL3. The record is from RefSeq and is a predicted model, not a curated record. The transcript is spliced from 3 exons. Bases 191 to 655 code for a protein of 154 amino acids. Lineage: Eukaryota; Viridiplantae; Streptophyta; Magnoliopsida; Asterales; Asteraceae.
CCCAAAUCCUGCUAAUACCGGUCGUUCCGUUCUCCGAUCUGCAUUAUGUGCUUUUCGAGUUCGUAAUCUUUAUUUUCUCGAUUUAUUAUGCUGUAAAUUCCGAAGUUAGGGUUUCCGUUAUGAUGACAUCAAUGUGAAACUAACUAAGAUUAUGCAUAUUAUGUUUUAAAAAAAGGACCCGAUAAUAUGUAUGGGUGAGCUACACAAAAUCAAACCUGAUCUCGUUCGUUCAGACGAAUUAAGACAGGAGGGGCAAUUUGGAGCAAUGGCUGCAACCGAGGAUGCUGACAGGAAACGUUUUGAGGACUGGAUGAAAGAGUACAACAAAGAAUACAAAACUCCAGAUGAGGAGGCGAUUAGAUUCAGUGCCUUUAAAGAAAAUCUUUGUAAUAUAGAGGCUCAUCUUGCAAAUCCAAACCUAGCACCACAUUGGAAGGGUCUGACCCAAUUUUCGGACAUGACUCUUCGUCAGUUCCUUACAGAGUACCUCGGAUGCACUUUUGGUGGUGGCUAUUUAGUUGCCAGUGACGAGCACGAGGAUGAGGAAGAGGACGAGGUCCAGGGUCAGGUCCUCGAGGACGAGGACAAGGGCAAGAGGGUGGCGGAGGUUGAGUACAAGCUCGAGGUUUCUGUUAAACACCAAAGAAGAGGCUGAUGAAAAGAAGGAUAAUUUUGGUGACAUUGCGGCUAAAGAUGAUGAUUAUAAGUUUGAGUGGCGUGAUGCAGGAGCAAUCGCUGCUGUCAAAAAACAAGAAGGUGGUAAGUCGAGUUAAAUUGCAUUUCACUAAAUGAGAACGGCUAAUGCGACCGUAGUAAAUGUUGCAUUAGACCUUUAGGUAGUGUUUGUUUCGUGGAUUGUAAUAGAAUGGAAUUUGCGCGGGAGUUGAAAUUUGUUUUUGAAUCUGGGAGUGUUUGUUUCACACAAUGGAAUGAAAUUGAAAUAUAGAUUCUCUUACUUA